AUGAGCCCAAAUGUAAAACUCACUGUUGACUUGUUAGGAAAAAGUGUUGAUCCCACUCUCUAUAGAAGCAUGAUAGGCAGCCUCCUUUACCUUACUGCUAGUGGACCUGACAUUAGUUGCAGUGUAGGAGUGUGUACUAGAUAUCAGGCUAAUCCUAAAGAAUCUCACAUUACUGUGUUGAAGCGUAUUAUCAAAUACGUUAAGUCCACUAGUAAUUCUGGAGUUUGGUAUGAUAAGGACACUAAUGAUGUGUUAGUUGGAUACUCUAAUGUGGACUGGGCUGGUAAUGCUGAUGAUCCUAAUAGCACCUCCAGAGGGUGUUUCUACUUAGGUAAUAAUCUUAUUUCAUGGAUGAGUAAAAAGCAGAAUUCCAUCUCUCUCUCCACUGCUGAGGCAAAAUACAUUGCUGUUGGUAGUUGCCGCACUUAA
Messenger RNA from Quercus lobata, 429 nucleotides. Its product is annotated as secreted RxLR effector protein 161-like. The record is from RefSeq and is a predicted model, not a curated record. Bases 1 to 429 code for a protein of 142 amino acids. The transcript has a single exon. NCBI's taxonomy places the organism in Eukaryota, Viridiplantae, Streptophyta, Magnoliopsida, Fagales, Fagaceae.